CUUGACCUGGCAGUAAGGGCAGACAACAAUAUGGCGGGUGGGUUAGCCGGGUCCGAUAUCAUGAGGCUGCAGAACAGCCUUAUUGAUCUGAUGUUGGUGGCGGGUCUGGAUGAGAACUCGGGACUUAUACCUGAGCAAUCAGGGAUGGACGCAGAGAUGAUCCUGGAGAACCUGUUCGAGAUGAAGUUUGAACCUCAGGUCCUGUCUGCCGUGUCCUCCAAUACAAUGAUGUAUUUCUUCCCACAUCCAAGGCAGGACUUUGAGUACCCUCUCUUUCAGCCUGAUACGAAACUUGACACAAAGCAGUACCAUUUUCUGAAGUCACCCAGUGUCUUCAACACACUGGACUCCAUCCCAAAGAGCAAGUUCAACAAAGCUAUGCACCAGUCACGUAUGACACUCAGGAGUACCUCUGUGACCCCAGGGGCCAUAAGCAGACAUAUGUCUAUCCGGCGUCCAAUUACAAAGAAAUCUAUUUACUGUAGCCCCCUUCUCAACAAUCAACAGUUUCCCGUUCCAGAUGAGGUCAUCAAGUCCAUCCAAUACUUCUGCUUCCCAGAUGACCUACGAAUCACAAAACACAAAGCUGACACCUUGACCCACUUCUUAGUUUUGACAGAUAUCCAUGGCAACAAGACUUAUGCCACCUGUAUAACGUUCUAUAGACCUUACUUACUGGAGAAGGAGUAUGAUGGAAGCUUAAUUCCUCACUUGGAUCUAUCAGGCGACAGUUCAACAACUACUUCAGAAAAUGUCCGCUGCUUCAUUCCCGUCUGUUGUGUCCUUAUUUCUAAAUACCCCUACUUUGAGACCAUGAAGGAAUGUCUGUCCCAUAUGGUUCACCUGAUAGAGACAGGACCAGAGGACAUGUACACCCACAUCAAACUGUUCUCCCAUAAACUAACAAUGACUCCAGUACCCCCCGCUGGAAGGGUGGCUAUAGAAUUUGGUAUCCAGGAAGUGUCAUUCAUCAUAAGGCCCUCCCAGGAGGCGGAGAAACAAGUGAUUGACAUUCCACUGUACCUUCCCUUCCUUAUCUUCCCACCAGAGGAAAUCCUCAGGAUAAUAUCAUCUAUCCUGGUGGAGCAUCGUAUUGUGUUCAUCGCCUCUAAUUAUGCCUUACUUACAGUGGUCAUGGAGAGCUUUCUAAACUUUAUCCUACCAUUUGAGUGGAAGUACACGUAUGUACCAAUAUUGUCCAGUAAAUCUAUAGAACUGCUGGAUGCUCCAGGGACAUUUAUGAUGGGCUGUCACUCCAAAUACAAGGAGCAAGUCAAUCAGGUGGGAGGUUUAGUAGUCGUAGAUAUAGAUGAGGGGUCACUGAGUAUAAACCCUGAAUUAGCAGAAGACUCGAGAUCUUCCAUUUCUGUAGACAGUGAUAGUAUCGAGGACUUGCUAGAUAUCCCAGAAAUCCCUGAGGGUGCCGCCCAACUCUUCAUCAAAGUCUGCCGCAAAGCCAAGUUCCAAUUUGACCUUGUUGAUACACAAAGACCAAGUCAUUUUGAUGUAAAAGCAGAGCGAGCUUACAGAAGAAGAAAAAUCCAGACUUUGAAUGAACUCAUUGUUGCUGGAUGUUUAGAACUCAUGGUUAAUCUGUUUAGGAGUGUGGUGACGGAAACUCGUGUAGAAUUUAAAAGAUUUAACAAACAAGCUUAUUUAGAUUCGAAAUCUGGAUCAGAGAAAAGCUUUUAUGAGCAAGUUUUGAAGACAAGCAUGUUUAAAAAGUUUCUGAAAGAUCGCAUUAAUGAUAAAACAGACUACUGGGUCAAACUAGAGGUGAAAACGAGGCCGCAGGCCAAAAUCUCAGAAAGUGGACCCAGCGUUCCAAGCAGACGUCCACAGUUACGGAAGCAGAAUUCUAUUGCUAUCAUUCCUGUGAAUGCUCAUUUCUCCCAGACUUCCCCAGUACUACGGAUGCCAGACAUCGGCAAUCGUGUGAUUGAUUACCUGAAGGACUCAAUCAGACUUCUGACCUCUGCUGUACAGAAAAGCCAACAUUUCCAGGAGCGAGCCUCCUACAUCUACCUACUGGGAAUGUUUAACCUGGCCUGUAACAAGCUGACUCUGGCUUUGGAGAACUUUAUUUCACUAGCAUCCAUUGAUACCCAGAUCUUACCAAAGCAAGUGGUUAAACAGAUUUGUCAACAGCUGGAGGAUUCAGAGUUACAGAAGCUGAUGGCUAAGCCAGGAUUUCACGCCCUACCAGAAAUAGUGGGGUCAACAGUUACAGAGACUGUCUACCACAAUCACAGGAAGUUUGAGGAAUCUAUCAAUCUCCCCCAAAAAGAUCUCUAUUAUGAUGAAUUUGUGGAGUGUGUCUCUAUGCUGGAGAUGACCAGUGACACAGACACAAUAGGCCGAUUAUUCCGAGCUCUCACUCCCUCACAAAUCCACCAAAACUUCAUUGAUCAGGAAACCUUUGCCUCCUUUACCCACUGCUGGAAAGAAAACAAUAAACAAUGUUUGAGUCUAAACAUUAAUGAUGACGACCUCCUGGAAGCAGAGUGUGUCCUCAAAAUGUCCUCAUUAUGUAAAACAGAUUAUGGAACAGGGAGAGUGGCCCUCACAGACAGAAGACUUUGUUUUGUGAAAGACAUCUCCACUGAAAUGAAGGAAAUUAUGCGACUGAGUAAAAUAGAAGAACUGGAGAAGAAGUCAAUGUUUUCAUUCCUAAAGCAGGUCAAGGUUCUAAGGAUCAAAAACAAAGAUGGGAGUAAAUUUACUGCUUGGCUGAAGGAAGAGAGGGAUGAUUUUUGUCUGUUGAUUGAGGAGAUGUGGGCAGGAAAAAUUGUGUGUGAGUCCACAAAGGACAUCCAUGCCAUUCAGAAGGCGGCCCAGAAUGUGCUACUGGUGGACGCACUGCUACAGAGUGGUCUUGAUGAGGAAACAGCACACCAUAGCAACCGAGAGGAGGCGGCCAGACAGCUGUGUUUUUACAGGAAGUACAGAGAGGAGGGUCACCAUAAUGUCCCCCAGGAAACAAAGGAGGUGUUACAAAACCGUAUCGACCCAAACUAUGGUGAACGAGAGAGAAAGACUGUACAUGCUCUUCUGUAUACCCCAGGAGUACCUGAGCACUCUAUUUCCCCACGCUUAUGGGUUGGGCUUGGAGAUGGGAAGAUUAAGGUUUACAAUGCCUCCCACUGGCUUCUGGAGUCCGAGUUUGUCCAGACAAAGCAAAGUGUGCAAACCUGCAGAAAAAAGUUGGAGGUCCAGGGCUGUACAUGUCUAGUGGCAGUGGACAGAAGGCAUGUAUGGGCGGGCUCGUACGGAAUAUUUAUCAUUGACAUUGAGACAAUUCGAAGUAAUAAGACUCUGAUGGAUCAUCAAGAAAUUGUCAUGGAUAUUGUCUCCGUAGACAAUGGAAGGUAUGCUUUUACUGCUAGUAUAGAUGGGAUAAUAAUGAAAUGGGAUGUGCAGAAACUGAUACAGGCCCAGCCCCCAAUAAGACUGGAGAAUAUACGAGAUCUACGCAGCAUCAAGUAUUUUAAGGAACACAUCUGGUGUGGAACCUGGCAUAGAAUUCUUAGAGUCAAUGGGAGUGGUCAUAUUCUUCAGGAACUUGAGUUCUCAGUGGAGGAUCCAAAGUCUCGCCCGGUGGAGAUGGACUGUUUUCUAAUUGUAAAGGCAGAAUUUGCAGAUGAGAAAGAUGAGAUUUGGGCAGGGUGUAGGAGAGAGGGAGAGAUUGUAAUCUGGGAAGUGGAUGGAAAAGAACCAUCGCACAGAAUCAAAUUGGAUUGUCGAGGAAUCAGUGACAUGGUCAUCCAAGACAGAAGGGUUUGGGCAGGAUCCAAAGAUGGCAGAAUUUUCAUAAUAAAUUCUGAAUCAAAGAGAGCCUUCAGAACACUGCAGGCCCAUGAUGAUGCAGUUCGCUCCCUUUGUAAUGCGGAAAAUCGCUAUAUUCUAAGUGGUUCUGGCAGCAACGAUGGAAAGAUUGCAAUAUGGACACCUAAUGAUACCCGCUCUGAGUCAGGAACAUACCUAGGAAUUUAGAAAUCUGUAGAAUAGUAUCAAGUAAAAUAUCAUCAUCUGGUUGUUUUUACCAUGAGAGAUCUUACUUGUAUGAGCUGUACAUUAAACUGAGUACUAGAAGAGGUCCCUCAGUGGUGCCCUGAAUUCAUCAUUCAUCAUUAUCCUAUGACC
This is a messenger RNA of Saccostrea echinata, 4143 nucleotides long. Its product is annotated as DENN domain-containing protein 3-like. Gene Ontology annotation, biological process: regulation of Rab protein signal transduction. The transcript is spliced from 26 exons. The coding region runs from base 31 to 3993 and encodes 1320 amino acids. Gene Ontology annotation, cellular component: cytoplasmic vesicle. Lineage: Eukaryota; Metazoa; Mollusca; Bivalvia; Ostreida; Ostreidae. The record is from RefSeq and is a predicted model, not a curated record. Gene Ontology annotation, molecular function: protein binding.